Molecule: messenger RNA, 720 nt
Organism: Knipowitschia caucasica
Lineage: Eukaryota; Metazoa; Chordata; Actinopteri; Gobiiformes; Gobiidae
Source: the annotation of a GenBank genome assembly
AUGUCUAAAAAACGGGCCAGAAAGCGUAGCAGUGGUGAGCUGAGUGAGAGCUCCGCAUCGACUCUGAGCCUCGACCCGGACAACCUUUUGGGCCGCCGAAUCCAACACACCUGGAGAGAAAAGGGCAAUGUGACCAAGUGGAAGGGAACCGUACUUGAGCGGCUUACAGUCAACACUUCUCUGUACAUGGUGAAAUAUGAUGGCUUUGAUUGCGUCUAUGGCAUUGAGUUGUUCAAAGAUGGACGUGUAUCAAACUUGCAGGUGCUAACCGAAAAAGUUGUGAACAAUAAAAUCAAAGUACCACCUGGGGCUGAAGAGCUGGUGGGUCGUGCAGUAGAGCAUCUGUUCGAGAAGGAAGAUGGUGAAAAGAAUGAGUGGAGGGGAAUGGUCCUGUCCAGGGCACCCAUCAUGACUCACUGGUAUUACAUCACCUAUGAAAAGGACCCAGUGCUGUACAUGUACCAACUCUGGGACGAUUACAAGGAUGGAGAUCUGCGUGUCCUUCCAGAAUCUGAAAACAAGCAUUUACUUCCAGCAGACAGGAAGCCAGGGGAAGAGCCAGAAAGCCUUGUGGGUAAGCAGGUGGAGUAUGUAACAGACAAUGGUCUGAAGAGAACGGGUUUGGUGAUCUACCAAGUUCCUGCCAAACCCACCGUUUACUACAUCAAAUAUGAUGAUGAUGUACAUAUCCAUGUCUACGAUUUGGUGAAGACCACCUAA